Molecule: messenger RNA, 3449 nt
Organism: Sphaeramia orbicularis (orbiculate cardinalfish)
Lineage: Eukaryota; Metazoa; Chordata; Actinopteri; Kurtiformes; Apogonidae
Product: nuclear factor 7, brain
Exons: 6
Coding region: 179-1585 (468 amino acids)
Biological process (GO): protein ubiquitination
Molecular function (GO): protein binding; ubiquitin-protein transferase activity; zinc ion binding
Source: RefSeq, a predicted model, not a curated record
CCCUCAGAAGACACACACAGGAGGAACAAGAGCAUUUACUUCAUGGCAACAAUAGUCGUCAAGUGUUUUGUGUUGUUUCAGGCUUUUCGAAAACAAUAACUGAGACAAAGAAUGGUGCUGUUUCAGUCAGUUAGGACUUAAAGUGGAGGAUUUAUCUGUUUUGGUUGAUGAUAAGCUGAUGAUUAUGUCGCUCCCGGAGGAGGAUCUGACAUGCCCGGUGUGCUGCGACAUCUUCACAGACCCUGUUCUGUUGUCGUGCAGCCACAGCUUCUGCAGAACCUGCCUGAAGCGCUGCUGGGACACGGGGAUACGAGAGUGUCCGGUGUGCAGGAAAAAAGCCUCCAAGUCAAACCCUCUGUCCAAUCUGGCUCUGAAAAAUGUCUGCGAGGCGGUGGUGGAGGCCAAGAGGAACUCUGUGGUGGUGUUGGAGCAGCAGAUGAACUGUAGUCUGCAUGGGGAGAAGCUGAAGCUCUUCUGUGUAGUGGAUAAAUGGCCCAUAUGUGUGGUGUGUCAGACGUCCAAACUGCACAAGAGCCAUGAGUGUUCACCUGUGGAAGAGGCAGCGCUGGACUGUAAAGAUGAACUUUCUUUAUGCCUUAGAAGUUUACAAGACAAACUGGAAAAGCUCAAAAGAAUUCACCGGACGUCUGCAGACAUGUUCAUGUACAUUAAGAAUCAGGCCACAGAGACACAGAGGCUGAUCAAGAGUCAGUUUGAGCAGCUGCAUAAAGUCCUGUAUGAAGAAGAGUCGACCAGAUUAGCAGCUGUGAAAAAAGAAGAACAAGGGAAAAUCGCCAGAAUGAAGGAUAAGUUUAAGGAGCUUUCAGCUGAGGUGUCGUCCAUCGCGGAGACCAUCGCAGUCAUACAGACGGAGCUGAAGGAAGACGACAUGGUUCUGCUGAAGAAUUUUAAAGACACUCAUGACAGGAGCAAAAGCCUAACGCUGGGUUCAGACGACAUGUCAGGCGUUCUGAUCGAUGUGACUGAACAUCUCUGUAACCUUAAGUACAGAAUCUGGGAGAAAAUGCUGGAACACAUUGACUACAGUCCGGUCACUCUGGAUCCAAACACCGCACACCCCUGCCUCAUCCUGUCUGAUGACCUCACUUCCCUCCAUUACUCCAAGCAGCCCGGCUGUUGCCCUGACAACCCGGAGCGUUUCCACAUGAGUGCUGAAGUGGUAGGCAUGACCUCGCUGGGCUCAGGAAGUCACCGCUGGGUUGUGGAUACGGGAAGUAAUCAGGAUUGGCUCCUGGGCGUGGCCUCCACGUCUGUCCCCAGGAAUGCCGAGGUCUCUGCCCGGCCGGAGAACGGAUUCUGGACUCUGCGUUUCCGGGAUGGAGAGUUCAUGGCAAUGACCUCACCCCCCUCCCUGCUGACGGUUUCCAGAACACCCAAACAGGUCAAAGUGCAACUGGAUUACAACAAAGGGAUGGUGUCGUUUCUGGACCCUGCUGAUGACACACUUAUUUAUACAUUUGAGCAGACGUUCACAGAAACAUUACUUCCAUACUUCUACACACAGAGCAGUCAUCCACUGAGAAUAAUGCCAGAGAAGGUACUGGUCACAAUGUUACGGCAAUAAGCACACAAUGAAGGACGUGGAAAGAACAUAUUACUCCUGUUGAAAUGGAUGAAAAUAACAACAACAACAACAACAACGAUGAUGAUAAUAAUAAUAAUAAUGAUGAUGAUGAUGAUGAUGAUGCUGAUACUUCAAUAAGCAGAUGAUGAAGGACGUGGAAAGAACUCAAUAACUUACUCCUCUUGAAAUGGAUGAAAAUAAUAACAGCAACAACAACGAUAAUGAUAAUAAUAAUAAUGAUGAUGAUGAUGAUGAUGAAGAUUUUGAUACUUCAAUAAGCAGAUAAUGAUGGGCAUAGAAAUAGCAUAUUACUAAUAAUUAUUAAUCAAUAAGAACAACAACAACGAUGAUAAUAAUAACAAUAAUGAUGUUGAUGAUGAUGAUGAUAAUGAUAAUCGUAAUGAUGAUGAUGAUGAUGAUGAUGAUGAUAAUAAUUAUAAUGAUGAUGUUGAUACGUCAAUAAGCAGAUGAUGGACACGAAAAUAACAUCUUACUCCUUUUGAAACAGAUGAAAAUAAUAACAACAACAACGAUGAUGAUGAUGAUGAAGAUGAUAAUAAUGAUGAUAAUAAUGAUGAUGACACAUCAAUAAGCAGAUGAUGACAGACAUGAAAAUAACAUAUUGCUCCUGCUGAAAUGGAUGAAAAUAAUAAUAAUAAUAAUAAUAAUAAUAAUAAUAAUAAUAAUAAUAAUAAUAAUAAUAAUAAUAAUAAUAAUAAUGAUGAUGAUGAUGACACAUCAACAAGCAGAUGAUGACAGACAUGAAAAUAACAUAUUACUCCUGUUGAAAUGGAUGAAAAUAACAACAACAACAACAACAACAACAACAAUAAUAAUAAUAAUAAUAAUAAUAAUAAUAAUAAUAAUAAUAAUAAUAAUAAUGAUGAUGAUGAUGAUGAUGAUGAUGAUGAUGAUGAUGAUGAUGAUGAUGAUGAUAUGUCAAUAAGUAGAUGAUGGACAUGAAAAGAACAUUUUACCCCUGUUGAAAUGGAUGAAAAAAUAAAAAAAAGAAAAGAAUAAUUUAAAUGGUCACAUCUAGGGAUGUUGGGAUGUCUGACAUGACAAAAAAAAAAAAAUCUGUCUAAGACCCAACAGAGUCUUAAAAAAUACUCUAUAGAUACUCAGUGAAUUUAGCUUCGGGUUCAUGAAGGAUUUCUAAUUAUUUCGGUGUAUAGAAGUCAUACUAUUUAUAUUAAAUAUGUAAAGGCAAUGAGCAUUUGGUGGCAGUGUUAUAAUAAUCAAUAUUAAAAUUCCUAUGGAUGUGCGUUGUCUACAUUUUAUUUGCAUUUAAAAAGCUGUUUAUUGACUUAAUUAAAUGGAGUUUCCAGCAUCAAAAUUUACCCACUCACACAAAAAAUAAGCAUUUAAUCAUGGUGAUGAUUUUCAGUCAAAUAAACCAAUCUAUUUUUCCAUUUGUUUCCAUAUUUGUCUUGUAAACCAACAUGUAUCACCAACACUUCAUGGUUUUUUUAAUUUUAUUUUUUAUUUUAUUUGUCUGUUUUGACACAUGAUGGCGCCAAACUCAAGCAAAUGUUUGUGCGUGGUUCAGAACAGAAAACUACAUGAAUCCUAAGAUAUUUAUGCAUUUAUCAACACCUUAAAUAAGAAUUAGGAGCUUUUUCUUGUUAUUUCUGUAUGAAAAGACCAGACAAGGUUUAUUUAUAUUGCACAUUAUUGCCUAAAGCACUGAGGGAACAGCAGCUACAGCCAUUUGAAUAAUGUAACACAAUAGAAACACACUUAGAACAGAAUAAACCAAUAAAUAAAGACAAAUAAAACCAUUUGAAGACAUCAUAAUGAAGUUAAGUGCUAUGAAACUGUUACAAAAUAACACUUUUAGCCAUUACAUUUCCCUAAAAAGUAU